Macadamia integrifolia is the source of this 1936-nucleotide messenger RNA. RefSeq lists its product as uncharacterized. The record is from RefSeq and is a predicted model, not a curated record. The transcript has 4 exons. The coding region runs from base 399 to 1265 and encodes 288 amino acids. Lineage: Eukaryota; Viridiplantae; Streptophyta; Magnoliopsida; Proteales; Proteaceae.
GGUGAUCUGGUCUGGGGAAUCCAAAUGCAAAAAAAAAAAAAUAUUUAGAGAAUAUUGAAUAGGAAAAGUUGCCAAGGGGACACCCUUCGGAAGAAGCGAGGAUGAGUAAAAAAGGAUACCGAGAGUUGAUACGAGACCGAAGAGUAAUUUUUUGAAGAUACAGGAUUAGACGCUGGGGACAAGGUGGAAUUUGUCAUCAAGAAGCAUCGAGGACACCCUCUAGAUCGCAUUUCAAAAAAUCGCCUUCUGGCUCUACUCAAAUCUCUCUCACCCAACCUCAAAAAACCUCUAUUAAUUGAUGAGGGUCCUGGCAGCAUACUGUACCUGCAUGGGAGAAAGAGUUUUGCAGCUUAGUUGGUUCAGUUCCAUGGAGAAAAGUCUUGGAAGCCAAGAAGGUGAUGCCUUUCUAUGAGAAUGUGCUUAAGUGGAAUGAUUCAGCUGUCAAUGAGGCAUUCAACAAAGCAAAGAACCGCUUUUUUGCAAAGAUUAAUGGUAUUCCCUGCAAUUCUUCUCUACCUGACCCAGAUCUCUACAUUGAUAAAAUUGACUGGAACUGUGAUAUUGAUCCAGAGCUGUUGUUGGAUUUAGAACAAGAACCACUACCUUGUGAUGAUGACAAAGAGGGGAAGUCUACGCUUGUUGGUGAUUCUCUCAUUUUCUUAAAUCAGCCAGUUCCAUGCUCUGUAUGGGGUGAUGCAGAGGAAGAUCCAAUUAAAAGGGUUGACUACUCAUCGAAACCAGGAUUGCAAGUUUGUGUUCGUACUGCCAAUAAUGCUGACAAUCCUUGGGAGCGUAAGUGUGCUUGGGGGAACAAUACUUUAGAGAAUAGCACAUGGGGAGACCCUAGUUGUAACUCAUGGGAAAGCAACCAAUGGGAGAGAAAUAACAAUAACUGGGAGAAUCCAGAACCCAGGAAAAAGGCAAGUUGGGGGACAUGGAAUGAGAAUUACAGAAAGAUAGAUGAUGCCAGUCAAUACAAGUCGAGGUAUAAGACAUCAAGGUUUCAAAGAGAUUACUACCUAACAGAUAAUGAGUGGAAGAAUGGUCGAGGUAGGAAGAGGGUAAAUUUAUUUUAUGAGCGCCCGCUAGAGCAUAAAAAGCCUUUGGCUUCACAGCAGUGGAACUCAAUCCAUUAUUGCAGGCCAAUUAGUCAUCGUGGAUCCAGGGAAGCAGGCAAUCCAUGGGGUGGGGAUUUCUUAGAAAUCAAUGACCUUAAUCUACCUAUCCAUGACUGCCAACUUCCAUUCUUCUUGGGUUCUAGGUGAAUCCAGAUCCCUACAAUAGGGGAAGUCCAGAACAUGGAAUGAGAAUCAUGGGAAGAGAUAGUGCGAGUUGAUGCAUUUUGAGGUAUAGGACACAAGGUUUCAAGGAGAUGACUACCAAACAGAUCAUGGGUGGAAGAAUGGUCGAGGUAAGAAGAGGACAGUUUUCUUUUUUGAGCACUAGGUAGGAAGAGGAUAGUGCAAGUUGAUCCAUUUUGAGGUAUAAGGCAUCAAGGUUUCAAGGAGAUGACUACCAAACAGAUCAUGGGCCGAUGAAUGGUCGAGGUAAGAAGAGGACAGUUUUCUUUUUUGAGCACCCGGUGGAUAAAACGCCUUUGGCUUCACAAUGGUGGACUCGAUCCAUAGUUGAGGGCCAAUUCCUCAUCGUGGAUCCAAGGAAGCUGGUAAUCUGUGAAGUUGGGAGAAUUCUGUUUCAUAGUAAUGAAUGACUCUUGAUCUACCUAUCCAUCUGAUUUUUGCUAUGUAACCGAGUUAAAAUACCCACUCCAUUGUGCAAUUCAGCUCACAUUGGAAUGGGAUAAGAUUUUAGCUUCUUAUUUCAAUCUUAUGCUUGUAGUCAGAUUUCUGAGUCAAGUCCCUAUUCCACAAUGAAAGACAUGGGUGUAUGCACACAAUGAAAACAAGCCAUAUUGCUUUUCUUUUUUCCUCAUAAA